GCAGCCAAGCAAGCAAGAGCAUAUUCAAUCCAACCUCAGACGAUCAUGGGCAGCACACACUCCGACUGCAAUAGCAAAGUAAGCAGCUAUGGCGAUACGACGCCCAGUCAAAUGGGCUGCUGCCUGUCGGCACGUUCACAGUGGAGCCAACUGGUGGCCCAGCUGCAGCGCAAUUUGACCAAGAAGCGUCGCUGCGCCUUUCAGCGUGGCUGUGGAGCACGCACAGCACUGCUGCGGCCCAUGCCUAGAUGCUCCUCCUUUGGCAGCUGCAGCACACUACUGACGCCCAGCAAGCAGCAGCUGCAGAAGAAGAAGAGGAAACAGCAGAAGCCGACGACAACGCUGGCGGACAACAACUACGCUCAGUGGAAAUGCAUGUUCGAGCAUGCUGAAAGCAAGCGACUGCUGCCCAAAGUCCAUGACAUUAGCGAAGCGCUCUCGGGACAGACAACGCCUCGAGGCUUUCCCUCGCACACGGACGUACGUCGCUGCACGUUGGCCGAACAGCACAAGCUGAUGGAGGAAACUCAGCCGGUGCCUCUCUACGAUGACUGCAAAGUGAAACGUCGUCUUAGCUUCCGUUUGCCCGGCAGCAGCGGCCAGAGCAGCGUGCGUCGUCUGUCCACGCGCCAAAAGGCCGACCAGGCCAAGCUCGAGGAGCAGCUGGAGCGAGAGCUACGUGAUCUGGAGGAGUACUACGGCGCCUUUCACUAUGCACGGCGCAACGAGCGACGCAUUUGAAGAACA
Molecule: messenger RNA, 747 nt
Organism: Drosophila hydei
Lineage: Eukaryota; Metazoa; Arthropoda; Insecta; Diptera; Drosophilidae
Gene: nullo
Product: protein nullo
Exons: 1
Coding region: 46-741 (231 amino acids)
Source: RefSeq, a predicted model, not a curated record